Molecule: messenger RNA, 729 nt
Organism: Aspergillus aculeatinus CBS 121060
Lineage: Eukaryota; Fungi; Ascomycota; Eurotiomycetes; Eurotiales; Aspergillaceae
Exons: 3
Cellular component (GO): cytoplasm
Source: RefSeq, a predicted model, not a curated record
UAACCAUUGAUCCCCCAAUUGAAUUGAGAUUAUUCCCCUCGUCAACAUGCCAGUCCCCGAUGCCGAUAUCCACCCCGAGGCCACUGGCCCCGCCAAAGCUCUAGUCGCCAACCACCAAGCCGAACAGCCCCUAAAGUUCUAUGCGGGGUGGUUCUGUCCCUUCGUCCAACGCGUCUGGCUUGCCCUCGAAGAGAAACAGAUCCCGUACCAAUACAUCGAAGUGAACCCCUACCACAAACAACCUUCCUUCCUCGCCCUGAACCCGCGCGGCCUCGUCCCGACCAUCACCUCCCCGGAUACCUCCUCCACUGCGCGCCCGCUCUACGAGUCCACCGUCAUCCUCGAAUACCUCGAGGAAGCCUACCCGACGCACACGCCCGCCCUCCUCCCGCAGGACCCGUACCUCCGCGCCCGCGCCCGCAUCUGGAUCGACUACGUCACCUCCCGCAUCAUCCCCGCCUUCCACCGCUUCCUCCAGCAUCAGCCCCUGCCCUCCUCGUCCCAGGGGGGUAAUGGUAAUACUGGGGCGGAUGAGCUCCAGACCCUCCGCACGGAGUUUCUAGCCACGCUGAAGGAGUUCACGCGGGAGCUGCACCCGCAGGGCCCGUACUUCCUGGGCGAGGAAUUGAGUCUGGUGGAUGUGGUGCUCGCGCCGUGGGCGGUUCGGUUGUGGGUGUUUGAUGAGUUCAAGGGGGGGUUGGAGAUUCCGGCGCCGGGGCAGGCGGGGAC